AUGCAGAAGGGUAUCGUAAAAGUGAACGGAGUGCCGACCUACGUGGCCACCUGGGGAGCGUGGAUUGAAGACGAUUUGAAAAACCACCAAAACCUUAUCGUUUGCAUAUCAGGUAACCCCGGAGUCACAAGCUUUUAUAAUGAAUUCUUGGAAACAUUGUAUGGAACUUUGGACAUGCCGGUGUGGAUACUGUCACACGCUGGGCAUGAAGUUGGACAAGAUGUGACAAUUCCUCCGUUAUCCGGAAAUCGUGAACUAUAUAAUCUGGAGGGGCAAAUAAAACAUAAGAUUGAAUUUUUAAAAAAGUAUGUGCCGCCUCAUGUUAAUAUAUACUUCAUUGGACAUUCUAUUGGUAGUUACAUGAUUCUCAGAGUUUUAAAACAAUUUCCAGAAAUCAAAGGAAGAGUGAUUAAAGCAUAUAUGCUAUUUCCUACAAUACAAAAAAUGAGGGACUCUCCAAAUGGAAAGUUUUUUUCUGGAGUGAUACAAUAUAUAGUUCCCAUCAUUGUUUUUCUCUCUUGGAUUUUUACACUUCUUCCUUUGGUUGUAAGAAAGACACUUUUAUACGGUUACUUCACUAUUCAAUCCACAAAAAAAGACAUGAUACGACCUACUAUGAAAUUAAUCAAUCCACGUGCCUUACGAAAUGUUUUUUUCCUUGCCAAGGAAGAAAUGGAUGUGGUUACUGAACUGGACCCUGAUCUCAUUAAUAAUGUUGUAGAUAAGCUAUUUUUUUAUUUUAGUACAAGUGAUGGCUGGGUUCCUCUUAGUUACUACGAAGAUUUAAAGAAAUCUCAUCCUCGAAUACAUGCACUAACAACCAAUCACAGACAUGCUUUCGUUUUAGAUUCUGGAAGAGAAGUAGGAUAUUGUGUUAGCAAAUGGAUAAAGUCAGAGAGUAGUGGUCUAAAACCUAAUACUUUACAAAGUUGAUUUUCUUCCAGGAAGUGUUAAACAUGCAUUUUAUUUUAUUAAGUUGUUAAUAUCUGGAGACUUUCUUUUAAGAGUCUUUAACUGGUGGUGAAAAUGUGGUGGUAUUGUUUGCUUUGAUAUGGAGCAAAAAAUGUUUAGAUAGUAGAGACACAGGAGAUAAUCUCAAAAAGAUAAAUGAGACAAGUGUUGUAGCAACAAGUACAUAUACUUGUUAAUUUUUUUAAAGUAUUCAACCAAAUGAGAUCAUGAAUUAAAGCACAUAUCUAGCCUCAAAACCUAUCAAACCAUAAAAAAAAUUGUCAAUUUACUAAUAAAAUAUUGAUCUUAAGGAUGUUUAAUAUGUUGAUUCAAGUUAUAAUGUAAGAAAAUUAAGAAGCAAUUCAAGAGAAGAAAUCUGAUUUUGACAUUAACAUAUCUCUGCUCAUAGGUUAUCAAUACUUUUACUUUUGUAUUCUUCUCCUGGAAACGGGAAAUGCCUGAAGGAAAUCUAUGCGCUGUAUCUGGGGGUGGCCAACCUGUAGGCUAUAUGUAGUGUGCCGUGUGUCACCUAGUGGCCCUUAGAGGAAAUUGAAUUAGUAUUUAUACUUCAAUUUUGUUUUAUUAUCUCUUAUACAACUUGCUUUAAUAAUAAUAAUGGUUGUGAAGCUCCACAGGAAUUCUCAUACCGCAGAAAAGAUUGGCAACCCAUGCUGUAGAUUGGAUUUAUAUUUUAACUAUUGUUUUUCAUAUUUAUUCUUUAUAGAGUUUGUUAUAUUGUUUAUAUGACUUUUAUUUUAUUACACAAUAUAAAGCCAAUUAUGUUAUUAGGAAUGCCAUGUGUGUAACUAGAUUGGAUUCAAAUAUUUUUAGUUGUUUUAAAAAGCCAAAAAAAAAUUGUAAAUAAUGGAUUUUAUUUGAAAUAAAGCAGUCCAUUAAAAAUGUAGACAACUGAGUGUUGUUUGAUGUAAUUCCAUAGCAUUUCAAAACGUGUUAUUUCCCAAGAUAUCAGCCUUGCUUCCAGUCUGUUUGAAAUGUGAUAUGGACAGAAAACUUGUCCAUAACAGUUUUGUUAACAUUUUAAUAUUGUUCGCAAAACAAAGGAAUUCAACAAAACAAUGAAAACCUGUUUGAAUGUUUUGUAAAUGACAACAUAAUGACAAAAUAUUUAAUUUUUAUCCUUUUAGGUGUGAUAUGUGAUGCAUUAAUAUUGUGAAACCAGGUAAAGAAAUUAUGAUAGUUUGUAAUUUGUAAACUUUGUUCAGUUGAUGUGAAACAAUCUAUUUUUCAUUUUUGGCUUGGAUAUUAUUAUUUUAUAACAUUUUGUGAUUAUCUAUGCUAUUAAAGACAUUUAUUAAUGUUAUGUAAUUUAAGAUA
Molecule: messenger RNA, 2286 nt
Organism: Gryllus bimaculatus (two-spotted cricket)
Lineage: Eukaryota; Metazoa; Arthropoda; Insecta; Orthoptera; Gryllidae
Source: the annotation of a GenBank genome assembly